AUGGCGGGCAUCUUUCGCAGCAUCUAUGACUGGCUAUUGCGAAUGUUCUGGGCAACUGAAAUGGAUGUUACCAUGAUUGGUCUCCAGAAUGCCGGCAAGUCGUCGCUACUUCGUGUUCUAGCCGGAGGAGAAUUCACGGUUGAUUCCAUACCCACCAUUGGCUUCAAUACCAAAAAGGUCCAGAAGGGCCAUGUGACGUUGAAAUGCUGGGAUUUGGGAGGUCAACCGCGUUUCCGACCGAUGUGGGAGCGAUAUUGUCGUGGGGUAAACGCUAUAGUAUACAUUGUCGAUGCCGCUGACCAUCCAGCACUGCGCGUUGCCACGGAAGAACUGCAUGACCUCCUAGACAAGCCCAGUCUAGACGGCAUCCCGCUUUUGGUGCUGGGCAAUAAGUCGGAUCUGCCCAACAAAUUAUCAGUCGACGAGCUAAUCGAGGAAAUGGAUCUCAAGUCCAUUGUUCGUCGCGAAGUGAGCUGUUAUGGCAUUAGUGCUAAAGAAGAGACGAAUCUUGACGCUGUAUUGCAUUGGUUAAUUGCUCGGGCCAGUAGGUAG
Molecule: messenger RNA, 552 nt
Organism: Talaromyces atroroseus
Lineage: Eukaryota; Fungi; Ascomycota; Eurotiomycetes; Eurotiales; Trichocomaceae
Product: ADP-ribosylation factor-like protein 8B-A
Exons: 6
Coding region: 1-552 (183 amino acids)
Biological process (GO): protein transport
Cellular component (GO): lysosomal membrane
Molecular function (GO): GTP binding; GTPase activity
Source: RefSeq, a predicted model, not a curated record